This is a messenger RNA of Staurois parvus, 359 nucleotides long. The record is from the annotation of a GenBank genome assembly. NCBI's taxonomy places the organism in Eukaryota, Metazoa, Chordata, Amphibia, Anura, Ranidae.
AUGGGGCCCCCGGGCAAUAGGGGAUCAUGGGGCCCCUGUGUCCUCGCCCACAGUCAAACCACACCCAAAAAAAGCCUAUGAAAGAAAUGUGCGGGAAAUGUUUACAGAAACAUAUCACACACAGAGACAAGCCAAGGCUCCCAACUCUCCCUGAUUUCGAGGGACUGUCCCUCAUUCCGAACCAGGGGCGGACUGACAACUCAUGGGGCCCCCGGGCAAUAGGGGAUCAUGGGGCCCCUGUGUCCUUGCCCAAACUCAAAAAAGCCUAUGAAAAAGGUACCAGGGGCAUCUCAUGGGGCCCCCUACUGACCCCGGGCCCUCGGGCAGUGCCCGAGUUUCCAAAUGGUCAGUCCGCCCUU